Molecule: messenger RNA, 12023 nt
Organism: Hyla sarda
Lineage: Eukaryota; Metazoa; Chordata; Amphibia; Anura; Hylidae
Gene: PRG4
Product: proteoglycan 4
Exons: 31
Coding region: 23-11806 (3927 amino acids)
Source: RefSeq, a predicted model, not a curated record
CCAGGUGUUAAUUACCAUUGAAAUGAAGAUCUACAGCGCCCCCCUAAUCCUCUUCUUUAUCAUUUCCGUCCCAUCAGUGUCAUCUCAAAGUGAAGGAACCUGCGUUGGGAGAUGUGGUCAAGGAUAUGUCCGAUCGGAUCCGUGCCAUUGUGAUUAUAACUGUAUGUCUUAUUUGGAAUGUUGUACGGACUACAAGAAGGUUUGCACAACAGAGGGUUCGUGCAAAGGCCGAUGUCAUGAGGGCUUCAUCAGAGGACAGGCCUGCGAUUGUGAUCCGACCUGUGAAAGAUUUGGCAGAUGCUGCUCGGACUACAAAGAACAUUGUGUCAAACCAACAGAGCCUCCGCAAACUCCUCCCCCAUCCCGAGAUCGGACGGAUCCUGAUGAAAGAGAUAAACCUCUGAAACCCACCAAGAAGCCAAAAGACCGAAUACCAGAAGACAUACCAGAAGAUCGCAUUCAGAAAGAUGAAGCAUUCCCAGACAGAGCUAAAAAAAGGCCUCUAGAUAAAACAGACCCUUCAAAGUCAACUCCAAAUGUUGCUCAACCUUCUAAAAAAACAAAUAAACGGAUCCCAAGAAGAACAACAAAGAAGAGAAAUAAUUUAAGUCCUGGAGAGGACACAGAAGAUCCCUAUGAGAGAAAAGUACCAUCUGCAAGUCGUAAAAAAAUUCUCUCAAAAAAGAAUAAAAAGAAUCCAAAAUAUUAUUAUCCCAAAAGACCAAGAAAGAAGAAGCAGAGGAAUUAUGUAGACUAUGACGACGAAGAAGAAGAUUUCGAUCAGAGGCGGUCACCACCAAAAAAUAAAAAACGUCCAUCAAAAAAGUCCCCAAAAACUCCUAUAAAGAAGAAGGUAGUUGUUGAGUCAGAAGAAGAAAUUGAAGAGUCAGAAGAAAAUGAGUCUUCUUCCUCGUUCUCCUCCUCAUCUUCUUCAUCAAGUGUGAAGGGAAGCAAAAAAACUAAAAAACUUAGGAAAAAUCAAAGGAAAAAUGAGGAUGAUCCGGACAAUCCAGAUAAAGACCCUAGAGAUCCAAACCGAACACCUAAAGACAAACAUAAUAAGUCCAAGAAGCCAAAGACUCCAAAGGAUGGAGACGAUGACCCUGAAUCCCGUCCAAAAGAGAAAACUCCUGAGGACAGAGAUAGGAACCCCACAAGGGGUAGAGGAACCGGAGAUGACCCUAAAGACCGAGAUAGACCUGAUAAAGAGCCAACUCCUGAUGAUAGAGAUAGGAGCCCCACAAGAGGUAGAGGAACUGGAGAUGACCCUAAAGACCGAAAUAGACCUGAUAAAGAGCCAACUCCUGAUGACAGAGAUAGGAACCCCACAAGGGGCACAGGAACUGGAGAUGACCCUAAAGACCGAGAUAGACCUGAUAAAGAGAAAACUCCUGAGGACAAAGAUAGGAACCCCACAAGGGGUAGAGGAACUGGAGAUGACCCUAAAGACCGAGAUAGACCUGAUAAAGAACCAACUCCCGAUGACAAAGAUAAAAACCCUAAAAAGCCUAAAGGAACUGGAGAUGACCCUGAUGACCCCAAUUCACCUCCUAAAGCACCAAAUCAAAGAGACCCCGAUGAUGGCAAUAAACCACGAAAACCCAAAGGAAAGGACGGCGAUGAUCCUGACGGUACAGGAAAGCCUCCUAAGAGACCAAACCCUAAAGACAAGAAGAAACCCAAAGAAACAAGCUCUCUUGAAAUUGAAGAAAAUAUAGAAGAGCGCUCAGAUGCUAACAAUGCCAAUAGGGAAGAUAGCAGAUCUCUGUCCAACCAAAGGAGCACAAGGAAACGUUCUCCAGCAAGGAAGAAGCCAAAGAGACUGGGGGAUGAUACAGAUGACCCUGAUGAUGACGGUAGACCACGAAAACCCAAGUCCCCCAAAGAAAAGGAAGGCGUUGAUCCUGACAAUAGAGGAAAGCCUCCUAAGAAUGAUGCUCCCGAGGACCCAUCACCUUCAGACAAAGGGAAAAAGAAGCCGAAUCCCAACAGUCCAAAUAGGAAAAAGGACAGGCCUACAGAUGAAGAUGAUGAACCUUCAAAACCUGGGAAAGGAAAGAACCCUAAAAGGAAGCCAAAUACAAAAGCAAUUUCAAAAAUAAAAAAGAAGGUUGACUCUGAGGAAGAAAGACAAGAAACUGUAGAGAGUGAGUUCCAAAGUUCUUCCCAGUCAUCAUCCUCACAUUCCAGAAGUAAAUCCACUUCCAGAAGGUUAACAGGCAAAAAUAAGAAAAACCUUUUAGACAAAAAAAAGAAGUUCCCCGAAGAUCCUCCAGAAGAUCCAUUGAUGCCUCCAAAGAAAAGAAAAGACAAAGAUUCACCUUUAACCCCUGAACCCACAUUUCCAGAUGAAGGCUCUGGAGACAACGGCAGCGGAAUGGACUUUUUACCAACAACGACACCAACGAGGACUUUGAUGGUCAACUCAACAACUGCAGCAUCACCGACUACAGCAGAAACAAAUUCGACUAAAGAGACAAUAAAUGCAACAACGUCACCAACAGGAAACCCUGAUGUAACCUCAGACAAGGCAAAGCCUACUACAGCCAGUAUUCUGCCAACUAAAGAAGAACCUGAGAAAACUACAAAUGUGAUGAAAGCCUCCACUCAAAGCCCAACAACAGAGGAUAUAACCACAGCAAAAAGCACAUCAACAGAUACGCCACAAAGUAAGGAUACUAAACACACAACUGCAAUGAAUGAGAUGGAAGCAUCAGAUAUUGUAACACAUAGUACAGUAGCUGGAAACAUAAAUGAUGUAACCACAAUUCCAUCCCAAGAUGAAGGAUCCAAGAUUAAUACCAGAACCAGUGCUACAAGCCCACCGAUUUUGACGAAGAUUGCUACAACAGAAACAAUUGAUGGUAAAUAUGGUAUAGAAAGCACAUCAAAUACAGACAUUUUAUUAAAUGAUGAGACGCAUGAUGAAAUAAACAAGGAAACAUCACCAUAUCCUAUAAGUAAAGACAUAACUGCAGAAUCAACAGCAAGAACUUCCACAAUUGUUGAAAGCAGUACAGAAUCUAUAAGAGCAACACCAGAAGAUAGUAGAACAUUAGAACCAAGAGUGGUCAGUCUAGAGGCCACAUCAUCGCUGACAGAAAAUUUAGUAACAUUGCCGACAAUACAUUCUACUGAAGAAAAUAAAUCAUCCCCUCCACCAGCUCAUUCUACUGUUACAACAGAUCUCUGCCCAACAUGCACCGAUCCCUGCCCAACAUGCACAGAAUCAAAGAACAGCAUAAUUCCUACAGAAAACAAUGCAAAUAAAAUGUUAAGCACAUUGGUACCAACAGAGCCAAGUCAAGACUCAAAAACUGAAAUAGACAAAAAUACCCCUAGGGAUGAAAAGACAAUCCCGCCAGACACAAUGGAUACCAUAGAAACAUUUCCAACUGGGAAACCAACCGUACAAUCCACAGCUGGGACAACAGCUGAAAGCCUCAGAAAGUCCGAAACAAGCUCAGAGCAAUCUAGAUUGACAUCUGAGGCGAUGCACCUACCAACAGAGAAGAAAAUACUUUCAACAUUUGAGACGUUAAAGGAAAAACAAACACCAUUUGAUAUAACAUCCAUGCAAACCACACCAAAACAAAGUACAGGUCAAACUAUAGGAACAGAUAUUAAAAGCAUAGGUCCAACAGUGGCUAAAACAAGCUCGAGCAUGCAUAGCACCGAAGAUACAAGAGAGAGUAGGUUAACAAGUGAAACAUCUGCAAGCACGACAAUAGAAAAUAAACCUUUGACAGAAGAUGUUACAAGUCAAGUAGGAACUCUUUUCACCACCACCAUGAAAGUGAUAGAGUCUACUACAGACAGGACUGCCAUUUUAACCAGUAUAAAUAAUGUAGAUUCUAUUACUGAAAAGACAAUACAAUUUAGUUCCCCAGCAAUGGUCACUGAAGAUGAAAAGAGCACAGCUCAGAUACACAGCACUCCACUUCCAAAGGACUUUAUUACACAAGAAACACCAAAGGAAGAAGCUAUAAACAUAGAAGAAACUAGUACACAUUCCCCAGACAUCACCGUGUCUAUAGAUGUCACCGUUUCACCAGAUGCAAAACCUACAGAGUCCAUAUAUAAGACCACAUAUCUACAAGAAGGGACUCCAUCAAUUGGCACAACAAGCACAGAAAAGUUACCCACACAAGAUAAAUCACCUGUUCCUACGAGUGUAGAAAUAGGGGAAGCUUUAAAGUCAACAGCAGACCAACCAACACCCACCAUAACAACAGAGACUUUGUCUGAAGCUGCAGAUGUACAAUUUACUGAAAAGCCAACAACUUCUAUGCCCUCAACUGUAGAAGAAGAUCAGCUGUCAACAGUGGAGACCAAUAAGUCUCCUUCAGUAGAGAGAAGUGAUCCCACAUCAGAGGACAAUAGAGUAACAUCUAACACAGAACAAAUAAAUACAAUGCAGACCACAGAUUCCACUAAACAACCAAACACUGAUGAUGUAAAUUCAACUUUGCUGCCUAGUAAAACAACUGCUAUUGAAUCAGCUUCAACUGCUGAAAAUAUAGAAAUAGAAAAAGGCACCACAGCAACAUCAAGUGAUCCUACAGAUGCAGCUAAAGACAAUACAAUAACAUCUAAUGCAGAACAAACAAUUACAUUGCCAACCACAGACAUCACUAGACAACAAGACACCGAAGACAGCCAGUCAACUUCACCUACCAUUGAAACAUCUGCAAUAGAAUUAGCAAUGACUUCUGAAAAUAUGGAAAAAGGCACCACAACACCAUCAAGUGAUCCUACAGAUACAUCUAAAGACAAUACAAUAAUAUCUAAUACAGCGCAAACAAUUACAUUACAGACCACAGAUGUUACUAAACCACAAGGCACAGAUGAUAUACUGACAACUUUAAUCCCCACUAAAAUAACUACAAUAGAAUUAGCGUCAACUGCUGAAAAUUUAGAAACAGGCACCACAGCAACAUCAAGCAAUCCUACAGAUACAUCUACAGACAAUAUAAUAACAUCUAACACAGCACAAGCAAUUAUAUUGUCAACCACAGAGAUCACUAAACCACAAAGCACAAAUUAUAUACACUCGACUGUACCAGACAGUGAUACAACUGCAAUUGAAUCAGCGACAACUGCUGAAAAUACAGAAACAGGCAUCACAACAUCAAAUGAUCCUACAGUUACAUCAAAAGACAAUAUAAUAACAUCUAAUACAGCACAAGCAAUAACAUUGCCAACCACAGACACCACUAGACAACAAGUCACCAAAGACAUCCAGUCAACUUCACCUGCCAUUGAAACAACUGCAAAAGAAUUAGCAAUGACUUCUGAAAAUAUGGAAGUAGAAAAAGGCACCACAACACCAUCAAGCGAUCCUACAGAUACAUCUAGAGACAAUACAAUAACGUCUAAUACAGAGCAAACAAUAACAAUGCCAACUACAGAUGUCACUAAACCACAAGGCACAGAUGAUAUACUGACAACUACAAUCCAAACUAAAAUAACUACAGCAGAAUUAGCCACAUCUGAUGUAAAUAUAGAAAAAGGCACCACAGCAACAUCGAGUGACCCUACAGAUACAUCAAAAUCUAACACAGCAGAAACAAGUACAUCACAAACCACAGACAUCACUAUACCACAAAACACUGAUGACUACCAGACAACUUUGCCCCCUAGUAAAACAACUGCAAAUGAAUUAGCUACAACUGUGAAAAAUAUAGAAUUAAGAGAAGGUAGCACAACAACAUCAAGUGAUCCUACGGAUACAUCUAAAGACAAUAUAAUAAGAUCUAAUACAGCACAAACAACCACAGAUGUCACUAAACCACAAAGCACUGAUGAUAUACAGUCAACUUUACUCCCCACUAAAAUAACUACAAUAGAAUUAGCAACAACUGAUGAAAAUAUAGGAAAAGGCACCACAACAUCAAGUGAUCCCACAGAUACAUCUAAAGACAAUAUAAUAACAUCUAAUACAGAACAAACAAUAUUACAGACCACAGACAUCACUAAACCACAAGGCACAGAUAAUAUACUGACAACUUUACUCCCCAGUAAAAUAACUACAAUAGAAUUAGCGUCAACUGCUGAAAAUAUAGAAGAAAAAGGCAGCACAGCAACAUCAAGUGAUCUUACAGAUACAUCUAAAGACAAUACAGUAACAUCUAAUACAGAGCAAACAAUGACAUUACAGACCACAGAUGGCACUAAACCACAAAGCACAGAUGAUAUACAGUCAACUAUAAUUCCCAUUAAAAUAACUACAAUAGAAUUAGUGUCAACUGCUGAAAACAUGGAAGAAGGAAAAGGUAGCACAGCAACAUCAAGUGAUCCUACAGAUACAUCCAGAGACAACACAAUAACAUCUAAUACAGCACAAACAGUUACAUUGCCAGCCACAGACAUCACUAAACAACAAGAAAACGAUAUACAAUCAACUGUACCAGACAGUAAAACAGCUGCCAUAGAAUCAGCGACAACCGCUGAAAAUAUAGAAGAAAAAGGCAGCACAGCAAUAUCAAGUGAUCCUACAGAUACAUCAAAAGACAAUACAGUAACAUCUAAUACAGAGCAAACAAUUACAUUGGCAACUACAGAUGUCACUAAACCACAAGGCACAGAUGAUAUACUGACAACUUUACUCCCCACUAAAAUAACUACAAAAGAAUUAGUGACAACUGCUGAAAAUAUAGAAAAAGGCAGCACAGAAAUAUCAAGUGAUCCUACAGAUACAUCUAAAGAUGAUAGAGUGACAUCUAAUACAGAGCAAACAAUUACAUUGCCAACUACAGACAUCACUAAACCACAAACCACAGAUGAUAUACAGUCAACUAUAAUUCCCACUAGAAUAACUACAAUAGAAUUAGUGUCAACUGAUGAAAAUACAGAAGGAAAAGGGACCACAACACCAAGUGAUUCUACAGAUACAUCCAAAGACGACACAAUAACAUCUAAUACAGCACAAACAAUUACAUUGCCAGCCACAGACAUCACUAAACAACAAGACAAUGAUAUACAGUCAACUGUACCAGACAGUAAAACAGCUGCCAUAGAAUCAGCGACAACUGCUGAAAAUAUAGAAACAGGCAUCGCAACAACAUCAAGUGAUCCUACAGAUACAUCCAAAGACGACACAAUAACAUCUAAUACAGAGCAAACAAUUACAUUGCCAGCCACAGACAUCACUAAACAACAAGACAAUGAUAUACAGUCAACUGUACCAGACAGUAAAACAGCUGCCAUAGAAUCAGCGACAACUGCUGAAAAUAUAGAAACAGGCAUCGCAACAACAUCAAGUGAUCCUACAGAUACAUCCAAAGACGACACAAUAACAUCUAAUACAGCACAAACAAUUACAUUGCCAGCCACAGACAUCACUAAACAACAAGACAAUGAAAUACAGUCAACUGUACCAGACAGUAAAACAGCUGACUUAGAAUCAGCGACAACUGCUGAAAAUAUAGAAACAGGCAUCGCAACAACAUCAAGUGAUCCUACAGAUACAUCAAAAGACAAUAUAAUAACAUCUAAUACAGAGCAAACAAUUACAUUGCCAACUACAGACAUAGCUAAAUCACAAAGCACAGAUGAUAUACAGACAACUAUAAUCCCCACUAAAAUAACUACAAUAGAAUUAGUUUCAACUGCUGAAAACAUGGAAGGAAAAGGUAGCACAGCAAUAUCAAGUGAUCCUACAGAUACAUCUAAUGCACAACAAACAAUUACAUUACAGACCACAGACAUCACUAAACCCCAAGGCACAGAUGAUAUACAGUCAACUUUACUCCCAACUAAAAUAACUUCAUUAGAAUUAGCAUCAACUGCUGAAAAUUCAGAAACAGGCACCACGGCAAUAUCAAGUGAUCCCACAGAUACAUCUACAGACGAUAUAAUAACAUCUAACACAGCGCAAGCAAUUACAUUGCCAACCACAGACAUCACUAUACCACAAAGCACAGAUGAUAGAUCAGACAGUGAUACAACUGCAAUAGAAUCAGCGACAACUGAUGAAAAUACAGAAACAGGCACCGCAACAUCAAGUGAUCCUACAGAUACAUCAAAAGACAAUAUAAUAACAUCUAACACAGCACAAGCAAUAACAAUGCCAACCACAGACAUCACUAAACCACAAAGCACAGAUGAUAUACAGUCAACUCUAAUUACAACUAAAAUAACUACAGUAGAAUUAGCAUCAACUGCUGAAAAUAUAGAAGAAAAAGUCACCACAGCAACAUCAAGUGAUCCUACAGAUACAUUUAAAGACAAUACAGUAACAUCUAAUGCAGAACAAACAAUUACUUUACAGACCACAGAUAUCACUAAACCACAAAACGCAGAUGAUAUACAGUCAACUUUGCUCCCCACAAAAAUAACCUCAAUAGAAUUAGCCACAACUGAGGAAAAUAUGGAAGUAAAGAAAGGCACGACAACAUCAAGUGAUAGUAGUCCUCAUUCAUCUUCUAGUGAGCAAGCACUAACUCCUACUACAGCUACAAUAAACACUAAAGAUAUUUAUAGCACAAUAUCUGACACAGAAGUUUCUGUUUUAGAAACCAAAACGACAAAUGAAAUACAGACAGAAGGAAUAGAUGACACCUCCCAAAUGCCAGAUCAAACCCCACAUGUUACAAUGGAGCUGGAAAGCAUAGCCAGCACCACCAUGCAAUCCCUGUUGGUGUCAGAUGCUACAGAGCACCCUCAUGGUAGCUCUAUGCACCCUACUUCCUUGCCCAAUGACAUACAGACAGAUAUUUUAUCAACAGUGUCUAAACCAGAAUCCGAUAGUCAUACAGUAUCACCUACCGGUGACACGGAUUAUGAUACUUCAAAAGAUCCCAAUGAGAAACAAACAAUAAAUGUACAAACUAUAAAAGACCCAACAAUUAUACCCUUAACAGGAAUUACAGAUAGUCUAUUUCAUUUUGCUACAUCAGACAAACCAACACCAUCGGAUGCCCCAGAAUCCCAAACGACAGAUGUGUCACCUACAGAUUCAUUGUUUAAAGAAACAAAUACUGAACCUCUAGAAGAAACAUUUUCUAGUGUAACAGCAGUUGAUAGAGUCACAUCUAGUGUAGUGUCCAGAGAAACAGUAGACGUCUCUUCUGUAGAGACAUCAAUGUCCACGGUAACACCCACCGAAGACCAGACGAGUACAUCUACUGACAGUACGCAAUCUUCAACAACUUUAGCCCCUACAGAAACAGACACGAGUAGCAUGUUCAGUUCUUCUUCACUUGAUAAUCCAACACCUUCAGUGGCUGGAACACUACACACGACACAAGGGCCACACACUCUGGGUCAGGUCAGUAAAGAGCAGUCUGAGAGUACAUCUACAGAUAUCAGUGACCAGCCAUUAUCCAAUGUCCCCACGGUUAGUGGAUCAACGGGAGAGACAGCAAGGACUAUUAAUCCUACUUUAUCCAUUGGGUCCAGUGAGGAACCUAUGAUAACCCCUGUUGGACCUAGCACAGUAGCAGUAGGUACUGAAGAAUUGCCAUUAAGUAAAGAACAGAUGUCAACAAUUACUGAAGCUCCUAUGUUGCUUAGCACCCAAGACACUCAAGAAACAAGCCCAGUUUCAAGAAUGUCGUUGUCAGAAACAAGCAACCAUCCAUUUGUGUCAAAGGAAAAUACUCUCAAGUAUGGGUUGGUUACAGGGGAGACCACAGCAGACCAGCUGCAAACUAGCAUCUCCACAAUAGUUGCAGAAGAAGCCAUUGUUACUACUGAGGGUGCUGAUGGCUUUACUACCAUGUUGGAUAGAGAUUCAACUGCUGACCAGUCAGAUUCUGUGACCAGAAAUGCAGAAGUUUCAAUAAGUGAUAAAACCAAUCCUAUGACAACACAGCUCAGCAACCAAGGAGAAAUAGCUAUUGACUCCACUUAUACAAUCGUAGACAUGGCAAAAUCCACCAUAGCCCCAACCAAGAAUGAUACACCGCUUUCCACAUCUUUUAAAUUGUUAGACAAACUUUAUGCAACUGGAGGAACUGCAGAUCCUUCUAGUGACAAGCCUUUGUCUAAUAUGGGUACCACUAUAUCACAGGGUUUACAUACACAUUCAACGCUUCCUCAUACCACAAGUGAAAUACAAGACUAUGAGGAAAGCAGUAUAGUGAGCACUUUGAAAACUCCUCAAGAUCAAAGCACAACAGAUUCUAGUGGUAAAUCCCCUACAACAGUCUCACAGGAAACAACCAAUUCCCCGUCCUAUAGUACCAAUCCAGUGGAUCCAACAAAACAAUCACUUCCGAUCACUGAUAACGCUACUACUCAGAAAAGUGAACAAGCACAAACAAAGGAAAUUACAACCCAAAAGGAAAUUACAGUCAUAACAGAAACAACCACAAGGAUUUCAGAUCAGACUACUUUACCAAAAAUCACCACUAAAGGGCCAAGUGCUGAAGCAAAGGAAAAAAUAACAACUGAGCAACCUGUUUAUCAGACAACACAAAUACCUGAAGAGGAGCCUGAGUUUACUACAAUGAGACCUAGAAAACCAAGACCAACUCCAACCAAAAGAGUUGCGAUAAAGACAACAACUAAACCUACAGGUAAAGAUGACAUUGAGACCUCCACCAAGACUGCACGCCCAACAAAAACACCAAAGCCUAGAGGUUAUACUACAAGCAGGCCAAUGGAACCUGAAGACAUGGAAGAUACUAAAACCAACAAACCUACAACUAACCCAUAUCAUGUUUGUGACUUGCUUAAAGAUGAAGCAAUCAAAUUGAGAAUAUCAGAUUACGACCUCAAAAAUAUCAUCCAGAUAUGUACAGAGAUGCAGCAACAAUAUCCACUUGUAAGUACACCCUCUCCAGACGUAAAGCAGCCUAAUGCAGAUGAUAGGAACAUUCCCACCAGCAUCCCAUAUGUGAUACCCAACGGGAAUCCACAACCAGGAGCAAGAAUUAUUCAGAUUGUGGAAGAAAUAAAUCGGAGGAUGAAUGGUUACCCAAUGCCAAAUAUAACAGGAGUGCAUACCUACACUAUACAUAGGCCAUCAAAAUGGCAACUGCUAUUUAAUACAAUCAAAAGCGCAAAUGACCCACAGAAAAAUUUGUGCAUUGGGCAGCCAGCAGAUGGGAUGACUACUCUGCAGAAUGGAUCUAUGGUGGUGUUUCGAGGUCAAUACUUUUGGAUGUUAAAUCAAGGAGGUGUGAUAGAAAGUCCGCGGAAAAUUACUGAAGUAUGGGGCAUCCCAUCGCCAAUUGAUACAGUAUUUACUAGAUGUAACUGUGGUGGCAAAACCUUCUUUUUUAAGGGUCCCCGUUAUUGGCGUUUUACCAAUGAUGUUGUGGACCCAGGUUAUCCAAAAGAAAUCAUUAAAGGGUUUGGUGGACUCAGUGGGAAGGUGACUGCUGUACUACCCGUUGCUGGAUUUAGAACAAGACCAGAAUCAGUCUAUUUUUUCAAACCAAGUGGUACUGUUCAAAAAUACACAUUCCGUCAGGAACAAACCAAACGGUGCACAAAGAAGAAGCGCCCUAGUGUUGAAUACCCCGUCUACACACAAAGAGUUCAGACAGUAAGGUAUCGGUAUCCACGUGCUAUAAUGAGACAUCGGAUCCAGAUACAUCGGACGUUUUCUACUGUCCAGCAGCCUCUAGGUCUACUCCAUCAAGAGACUACAGUACGUCAAACCUGGAGAGGUGUUCCCAAUAACAUUGUGUCUGCUGUAUCACUGCCAAAUUAUCAGAAGCCAGAUGGUUUUGACUAUUAUGUCUUCACUAAAGACAAAUACUACAACAUCAACAUGUCAAGCAAAGUAGCAGUGAAGCAGCCACCUGGCGCUGAGCAGACAACUACAAAGGACUGGUACAAGUGUAAAGAAUGAGAGGACACGUGAGGCUGCUGCUUCUAUCACACUCAACUACAUUAUCUGUAAAGGACUUUGCUUUUGUUUUGUUUUUUUAUUCCGAAACCAAUGCAGCGCUCUAAUCCAUGCUGAAAACAAGUAUAGUAUUUAUUAUACCGCUACAAGAAAAAAAAAAUACUUCCUCAUUCGGAAUAAUAUUUAUUUUUUAAUCGCAGAAUUCCCAAUCGCUGUCAUU